This is a messenger RNA of Brachypodium distachyon (stiff brome), 858 nucleotides long. RefSeq names its product GTP-binding nuclear protein Ran-1. The record is from RefSeq and is a predicted model, not a curated record. Gene Ontology annotation, molecular function: GTPase activity; GTP binding. Gene Ontology annotation, biological process: ribosomal subunit export from nucleus; protein import into nucleus. NCBI's taxonomy places the organism in Eukaryota, Viridiplantae, Streptophyta, Magnoliopsida, Poales, Poaceae. Gene Ontology annotation, cellular component: nucleus; cytoplasm. The transcript is spliced from 10 exons. Bases 1 to 858 code for a protein of 285 amino acids.
AUGAAGAAGAGCGGUGGUAGAGGAAGUGCAGAACUACAGAUUUUCUUUGAUGAUGAAUGGGUUGAGUCUGUUGAUGUUGAUGGGAGUGAUAUGCUUCUUGAGAUGUUCCUUCCACUUAAACAAUCUUAUUUGAAGGCAUUCAAAUUGAUGGAGGAGGAGCUCAAGCUACUUUCAGUGCACCUUUACAUCGAUGGUGCGCUCCCGGGUCAGCAGACGGUGGACUACCCUAGCUUCAAGCUCGUCCUCAUCGGCGACGGCGGCACUGGCAAGACCACCUUCGUGAAGAGGCAUCUUACAGGCGAGUUCGAGAAGAAGUAUGAGCCUACUAUCGGUGUUGAGGUCCAUCCCCUGGAUUUCUACACCAACUGUGGCAAGAUCCGCUUCUACUGCUGGGACACUGCAGGGCAAGAGAAGUUUGGUGGGCUCAGGGAUGGCUACUACAUCCAUGGCCAAUGUGCUAUCAUUAUGUUUGAUGUUACUUCACGGCUGACUUACAAGAAUGUUCCAACUUGGCACCGUGAUUUAUGCAGGGUCUGUGAAAACAUCCCAAUUGUGCUUUGUGGGAACAAGGUUGAUGUGAAGAACAGGCAGGUUAAAGCAAAGCAGGUUACAUUCCACAGGAAGAAGAACCUCCAAUACUAUGAGGUUUCAGCUAAAAGCAACUACAACUUUGAGAAACCCUUCUUGUACCUUGCCAGGAAGCUUGCGGGUGAUGGCAAUGUCCAUUUUGUUGAAAGCCCUGCACUCGCUCCUCCACUCGUUGCAAUUGAUCUGGCAUUGCAGCAGCAGCACGAAGCUGAGCUUGCAGCUGCUGCUGCCCAACCAUUGCCAGACGAUGAUGAUGAUCUGAUUGAGUAG